Molecule: messenger RNA, 2030 nt
Organism: Ostrinia furnacalis (Asian corn borer)
Lineage: Eukaryota; Metazoa; Arthropoda; Insecta; Lepidoptera; Crambidae
Product: Alkaline phosphatase 12
Exons: 10
Coding region: 8-1594 (528 amino acids)
Biological process (GO): dephosphorylation
Molecular function (GO): alkaline phosphatase activity
Source: RefSeq, a predicted model, not a curated record
CGCACGCAUGCCGGCGGUCGCGUGUUCCGCAGUAUUCACUAUGCGCUCCUAUUCAGUGGUAACCUUUGCGCUCUUUAUUUUCCGAGCAGCUGAUUCUCUUCGGACUGAUCAGCAGUAUUGGAAGGACUUGGCAAAGCAGGAACUGGAGGAGGCUCUUCAGUUGAAAUGGAACACCCGGACUGCCAAGAAUGUGAUCGUCUUCGUGGGAGACGGCAUGGGGCCCAACACCGUCACGGCCACCAGGAUGUAUAAGGGCGGAGAAUCACACAGGCUCGUGUAUGAGAAGUUUCCACAUAUAGGACUUUUGAAGACAUACUCAGCAGACAAAAUGGUGCCGGACUCUGCAUGUACUGCAACCGCACUCUUCACUGGAGUGAAGAUCAACAAGGAUACCGUUGGAGUGGACGCCUCGGUGAUGAAGCAGGACUGCGCCAGGUCUCUCCUGCCAGAGGCCAGGCUGACGUCAUUGGCGGCCGCAGCACUGGCGGACGGAAAGGCUGCUGGCUUCGUGACAACAAUGAGGGUGACCCAUGCGACACCCAGUCCCCUGUACGCUCACAGCGCAGACCGAGUGUGGGAGUGCGACGCGUUCAUACCCGAAACUGCCAAGGAGUGCAAGGACAUCGCCAGACAGCUUGUCGAGGAUGAGCCAGGAAGGAAUUUGAACGUAAUAUUAGGCGGUGGCAGAAACACCCUGGUCGCAUCGUCGAAUGGCUCAACUAAUGCUUGGGACUGUGCAAGAGUAGACGGACGAAAUUUGAUAGAAGAGUACAAGAAGGACAAGGAGUCCCGAGGACUUAAGUACAGCGUUGUCAUGAAUAACGGGGAACUUCAGAAUUUUAACGAAAACGAGACCGAUUACCUUAUGGGAAUAUUUGCGGACAGCCACAUGGAAUACGAGUACCAAAAAGACAAAGGGCCUGAGGGUAUGCCCACCAUUUCUGACAUGGUGGAAGCGGCGAUAAAAGUUUUGAGAAGAAAUAGCGAUGGAUAUUUUCUUAUGGUAGAAGGCGGUAACAUAGACAUGGCUCACCACCGCGGGCGCGCCAAAGUCGCCGUGAACGAGUCAGCAGCGAUGGAGGAGGCUGUCGCUUUGGCCAUGAGCAUGAUUGACGAGGAGGACACAUUGCUGAUAGUCACCAGUGACCACACGCACACGCUGUCAAUAAAUGGCUAUCCCGACAGAGGCACUAGUGUUUUUGGAAUCGCUCAACCAUCGCCCUAUGACGGCGUUAACUACACAACGUUGUCCUACGGCGUUGGAGGCCCAGACGCUUUCCAGUUCUAUGCGAAGACCGUAGACAAUGAGACAACGGUGAUGCGACGAGAACCGUCACUUGAUGACACAGAGAGCAUGGACUACCACCAGAUCGCUGCCAUACGCGGCGUGGAGAACAUCCACGGAGGUGGUGAUGUGGCUAUUUAUGCUAGAGGGCCGCACGCGCACCUGUUCCACAACGUGCACGAGCAGCACUACGUGUACCACGCAGUCAUGCACGCCACCAAGUGGGGACAUUCCGGUGCCAACUCAUGCGCAGUGAGCGUCGUAACGCUCGUGUCUAUGCUCAUUACUGUAGUAGUUCAAACAUUUUAAUGUUCCUUUUUAUUAGCGUCACAAAAUAGGACAUUUAUAACCAGUAUUGUAGUUACGUAAUAAUGCAACGUGGUAUUAUAGUGAGAUUCCUUCUAAAACAAUAAUAAUUUCCAAAUGUAGCGCAAUUAAUGAUGAGUCAGUUGUUAACAUACAUUUUGGUUUUGCAUUUUUAUUUACAUAUUUAUUAGUCUAAAGGUACUGAAUGAAUUACUAUAAUGUAUUUUAUAGUAUGGUAUAUUUUUUUUGUGAAAACAUAAAUCAAGAGGCUAAGUAGGUGCUUACCUACUUAAUUUCAUGCAAUAAAAGACCAUAUUUUAAAAGCUUUGCUUUAUUGUCUUAAAUACGGACAUCAAUUAUUGUAUAAUUUGAGUAUCUUCUAUUUACUCCAUACUAUCUAAAUAGCAUUAAAAGAGGUGUAUAAAUAGUAAAAAUCUUA